AAAGAAAAGAGUUACAUUAUUUUGCAUAUAGGAUAGCAUGGACAUAAAACUGAUAUGUGCAGUGUUAAGAAAAUUUUGAGAUAAAUAGAUGAAGUGAGAGAGUGAGCGCUCACUUAGGGUUACUGUAGUUUUUUCUCAUUGUGAUCGAGUGCUGCUGUGUUUUUCUUUUAUGGCACCUUCUACUCCCCCUUCAAAAGUGUGUUGAUACGCCACGCCAAACACGCCGACAAGGUGUGACGCUUCUACAGUCUCUCUGCAUUGUGCGAUGUUCAGUCAUUUAUGUGUUUCGUGCACACUGCGGUUUAGUCUCUUUUGAAAAAUUUACGAAAAAAUACGCUUCAUUUGGAAUAAGUGCAAUACACAGAACUUUCGAAAUACGCAACAACAUAAAAAUAUUAUUGUGCUGAGGAGGCUUUUAGGCGUCCGUAAGAGAAGCAUUUAUCAACACAUAUUGAUACAUAUAUGCAGUACGUGCGAAAAUACCGUCAUAUCAUCGUAUCGCAGUAGGUACGUGACGAAAGCGAUAGCUAAAUCGAAAUUGCAAGCAACAACACCGCCACUUGACAUUUAAACUAAAUAAACAUAGCCACGAAACACAACUCGAAAGGUGUCAACAAAAAAGAGAAAGCGCGUUAAACACAUCUCCAUCGUAUCAGCAACUCCCAGCUGGAAAUCAUAUUUUUCUAUUUUGUGCUACAGAUUCGCAAAAAAUAUAAAACUGUAAGUCCUACAAAUACACAAAAUGGAGACUAAUAGCGUUAAAUCCUAUUUUGUGGAGAAAUACGAGCGCUUAUGUAACUACAUGGAGCGUGACACAAUCGGCACGCAAGCCGCUAUUUAUGGCACAUCUGGUCUAAUGCUGCUAAUUGCAUAUGUGAAACGCAAGCCGGCUUACUUGGUGCGUCCUUUCAAAAAGCCUUCCCACAUCCCAGAGAAGUUGAUAAAUGAGCGCGUGAUGCACACUGGUCUUAUACGCGAUAUACAAGUGAAAGAUCAAGAUACGUUGCUGCUCAUCAAUCAUCGACCGCUGAUAUCUCUUUUCACCAGCAAAAAUAGAGUAUUGCCAGUUAAGUUGCCCGGAAUUCAAGUGAAUGGUAAUGGUAUAUCCUGGUUGCAGUCAUGCUUAAUUGGACGUCGUGCCACUUUUAUUCCGCUGGCGAAAAGUAAACGAGACGAUUUUGUUGUAAGUCAGCUAUGUUUGAUGCAUCCACCCAAGGGCGGACGUCUCAUUGACAUAUCGGAGACUUUGCUGAAGUUAUGCUUUGCACGCUUUGCUCCUGAUGAGGCUGCGGCUGUGAAGCGUAAUACAAAGUACUAUGAUCAUCUAAAGAAGGUGGAGGCGAGUGCAUUGUCUAAGCAAUCCCGGCUACGUUGGUUAGCCAGGCAUCCAUCACUUUGGAGUAUGCUGCGCGACGCGAAAGCGAAGAUAUUAUCGAAAAAAUCAUUACUGCCCGAACUUGUGCGCUGAAAGUGUAAAGUUCGUCAUAAGAAAGUGCAUAUAGUUAUUAGGUUGCCAAUUUUCCGCCGUAAAGGAGUACAAGCGAUUACAUUGAGUGUAAGCGCAAAACGCUGCUAGAGAUAAGGUGGCGAUUGUGAUGAAAAAUGACAAUACAGAUAUCGUUAUUUAACACUUUCUGCGCUCCAACAUGGAAAUCUUUGCGUUUGGCUACGUGCAGACAUUUUAAGUCUUCGUUUUAUUAGCUUUUAUGAAUUCUUUGUGCAUUUUUUUGGUUACAACAUUUGCUUUUAUAUACGAUUUUGUACUUAAAUUGCUUCUUUCACAACCUGGCGCCACUUUUAUAUAAAUAAAUACGGUUCGAAACCGGUAAAAUAUUUUAUUCAGAA
Molecule: messenger RNA, 1845 nt
Organism: Anastrepha obliqua
Lineage: Eukaryota; Metazoa; Arthropoda; Insecta; Diptera; Tephritidae
Exons: 2
Coding region: 743-1468 (241 amino acids)
Source: RefSeq, a predicted model, not a curated record